This is a messenger RNA of Eimeria maxima, 657 nucleotides long. Its product is annotated as SWIB/MDM2 domain-containing protein, putative. Gene Ontology annotation, cellular component: nucleus. The transcript has a single exon. The record is from RefSeq and is a predicted model, not a curated record. NCBI's taxonomy places the organism in Eukaryota, Apicomplexa, Conoidasida, Eucoccidiorida, Eimeriidae. Bases 1 to 657 code for a protein of 218 amino acids.
AUGUCCUCCUCGUCUGUCAGCAGCAGGCUCUUGGGUGUCUUUGCGCCACCUGUGGGAAGAUACUUCCAGCUGCUCACGCAUAAGGCACCUUUCCCUGCAGCAGCAACACCAACAGCGGCAGCAGCAAGUUCAGCAGCAACAUCAGCAGUUUGGGGGAGUCCUGCAUGGGAGGCACGGGGGCCUGCCUUCCCCCAUUCUCUGCGGCAUUUCUUCUCAGCAGGUUCAAGAGAUAGGCCAGAUGUCCCACCGACCUCAACAAACACACCUCCCACAAACAGCAACAGCAGCAACACUAGCAGCAGCAGCAGUGAGAAGACGCCGCCGCGGAGAGCCACUGGGCUGCACAAGCUCUGCAACUUGGGAGCCCCCCUUGCCGAGUUUAUGGGUAGGCCGCAGGCAUCUCGAGUAGAAGUGACAAAGUUUAUUUGGUCUUAUAUAAAAGAAAAAGGUUUACAAAAGAAAGAUAAUAAGAGAAUUGUUGUUGCGGACGAGCGGCUGCUGCCGCUGCUGCAGCAGCGUGAGCUCUCCAUGUUCACACUCAACAAAGUUCUUAGUCAACACAUCCAUAACACAGAUACCCCAGAUAAACAGCAGCAGCAACAGCAGCAGCAGCAGCAGCAGCAGCGGGGACUUGGGGGAGCGGGUUCAGAACCGUAG